AUGGGCAGCUGCAUGAGUGCUCGCCACUCUUCAUUCCAAGACAACUUCUCUUUCGCCGUGAUCGUCGGAAACCUCUUCGGCACCGACGACGAUGACGCAGUCACCGACUUGCUUUCCGGAAAGACACAAGUGCCCCUCCCGACCUACUUCACCGUCGGAACCCACGCACUGCCCGCUCGGGUCGUCGAGAGGAUCACGAAAGAGGAGGAAAUAUGCCCCAAUUUACACUACUUGAACAAGCGCGGAGUCACCAAGACCUCCGAGGGGGUUCGAAUCGCCACUUUAGGCGGUAUACUGGAUCCAGAGAUCGUGGGAGGCCAGUCUCAGGAGCAGCACCUUCCCUUUCACACACCAGACGACGCCAAGGCCUUGCGCGGCGCGAACACGACAGACAUUCUACUCACAACUAUGUGGCCGUCGACGGUAUGGAACGGGUCCAAGGUCGCGCUGCCUUUUGACACGUCCGGCGUUGUCACCAGCGAUGCUAUUGCAGACCUCUGUGCCGCCCUUAAGCCUCGAUACCAUUUCGUUCCCUCUCACUCUGCCUUCUUCUAUGAGCGAGAGCCCUUCUUCCACCCGCCCAAGGACGCUUCCGCAGAGCUCGACACUGAGGUCACGCGCUUCAUCUCCAUAGCGUCAUACGGCAACACCGAGAAAGCGAAGGCCAUGUACGCCUUCUCGCUGACACCCUCCACCGGGACCCUCCCACAGGGCAGCACCGUGUCUCCCUUCCUCGCACGAGCCGAUCUUUCCAAGAAGCGCCCGGCCCCAUCAGACGAAGGCUUCUCCCGCUUCUCCAACGGCCAACAAGGAGACAACUACCGUCCAAACCGCUUCCGCAAGGGUGGCCGUGGCCAGCGAAUGCCGCCGCCGGGCCCCGAGAACUGUUGGCUUUGCCUCGCCAGCGAGAUUGUGGCGACACACAUGAUCUGCUCCAUAGGAGAUGACACUUACCUUGCUACUGCCAGGGGCCCUCUCCCGACGCCGGACAUGUUCGCGAAGUAUGGCCUCGAGCACCCGGCGCACAUGCUCAUCGCGCCGCAGGAGCACGUCUCAUCCGUCAGCCGCGCUGCUAUGGGUCAGGACGCGGCUGACCGCACGUUCAAGGAGAUGUCGCGGUUCCGUGAGGCCCUCCAGGCGACGGUCUCCAAGAAGUCCGACCACAAGCUUGGCGCUGUUACAUGGGAGAUCAACAAGAUAGGAGGCAUCCAUGCACACUGGCAGUUCAUGCCCAUAUCUGCAGAUUUGGUCAAGAAGGGCCUCGUGGAAGCCGCGUUCCGCGUCGAGGCCGAGAACCUGAGCCUUCCUGGCCUCGUGGUCAAGGACUUCGGCAUCAGCGACGAAGUACCAGGCGACUACAUCCGCAUUUGGAUCUGGUGCGAGGACGCAGGCGAGGGCGGUGAAGACGGCGGGGCGAUCAUCAGCAAGAGCCUCCUGAUGCGGUUCGACGAGAAGGUUCGCUUCGACCUACAGUACCCCCGCAAGGUGGCUGCGAAACUGAUGGGCCUCGAGGGCCGGAUGAACUGGCGCGACUGUAUGCAGACGGAGCAGGAGGAGACGGACGACGCGGCCAAGUUCCGUGAGCUGUUCAAGCCGUGGGACUUCACGCUGACAGACUAG
Diaporthe citri is the source of this 1620-nucleotide messenger RNA. RefSeq lists its product as uncharacterized. The transcript is spliced from 2 exons. Gene Ontology annotation, molecular function: RNA lariat debranching enzyme activator activity. Gene Ontology annotation, cellular component: post-mRNA release spliceosomal complex. Lineage: Eukaryota; Fungi; Ascomycota; Sordariomycetes; Diaporthales; Diaporthaceae. Gene Ontology annotation, biological process: mRNA splicing, via spliceosome. Bases 1 to 1620 code for a protein of 539 amino acids. The record is from RefSeq and is a predicted model, not a curated record.